GAUCGACUUUACGAUUCAAAUCUAAUUUUUAUGAUGAUUAUAUGGGGCAUAAUUAUAACUAAUGUCUGUCAAUAACAUUCGAUCAUGGCUAGCGAGAUAUAAAAGUUUAAAGAAAAGCGAUCUCGCUAAUUUCGCUUGUGAUAUACAUUCCCACGAUGCCCUGAUAAAUGAUAUAUUCUACGUUUUAAACGAUCCCAGGCAUCAAGAAUACGAUCCUGUGUAUCAUCAGCUCUACGAUUUUUACCGUUCCGAAGAACAUAAAUUGCGUCUGUUCUGUGUUCAGUUUAUUCCCACCCUCGUGUAUACCUAUCUCAAAGAACAUUCCAGGCUAAAAGGGUUCGAUGCUGAAAUUUACUCGAAGCUAGAAUCCUUCCUUGUGUCUAUUCACAACUUGUCUUUAGCAAAUGGAAUAUUGCAAUGUGAUACGAGCGAUAUGCAAGGAUGCGAGAUUUUCUACCCAUUGAACCAUCCCAGUAUUUAUCACAAUCCACAAUUUAUUUCUUCAGCCAUCUUGUCAGAGCAUUAUGGAAUUUUUUCGGAUCUUAGCCUCGAUCGUUCUCGUUUUUUGAUCAAUAAUAUGUCAAUAUCGCAUUUCAAUCAGGCGAUUUCCAGUGAUUGCAAUUAUGGUCAGCGUUCUGUCGAUUUUUUAUAUUUUGACCAAAUACCUGAUACCGAACUGGUAUUCACCAUCAACGCCCAAAAUAGAUUUCAAAUACUGACCGUUCUCAUAUACCUCUACAAUUUAUUCCUGGCCGAAUAUCCUUUGAGAUCUCUUAAGUUAGCCUGUAUGGUCGUUGUUAACACGUGUUUAUCUAGUUUCAACGAACACCUCCAUAGAGCAUCCAUUAGGAACUCUCUUUACGAAGAUACUCCCGAAAACAGGAUAUUGGCAAACGAAAAUUUAUACGUCCAAUUUCUUAGGACGAUCUACUUUUGCUUGUACAAUGGUGUUUCAGAACAAGCCCUAGAGGCCCUAGAAGCUUUGAAUACACGAUCAACCUAUCACCUCUACUCGAGAAUACUUAUGAUGGUAGGAUGCAUCAAAAAUUCUAUCCUUCCGUCUCCCGCCAUGAUGUCUCAACUAAGUAGGUCCCUUAAGUACCGCCCGCUUGAUCUGACCUCUUCCCCGUUGGCUCUCUAUCUAUCUUCCGUUCCGAUGACGCACGCCCCCAAAUCAGCCAUAACCAACGCUUCUUUCAAGCUCAAAAAAUUGCCUGAGGACAUCUCACCCGUUAUGCCUCCAUUCACGCAAGGACUCCACAAAAAUUUGGAAACUUUAAAAGAGGAAGAUCAGCGCAUGGCCGAAGGCGAAACCAAACCUAUAACAAUAUUUGCAGAGAAAAAACUUGUAUCCAAAUCUCAAUCGACUGCUAACCGCUUAAAAGAUGUUUUCUUGCCUCACCCUCAUCAGCCACAUUUGGCGCCAGAUCACGUGAGCACGUACGAAACAUCUCAACAUCCCAUAAAUGCUCUCAGCUCUUUUUUGCCCCAAGGAGCGGCUAAGUAUUGGGCUAAAGCUUUUUCUAUGCAAAAUCAAGGUGGUGAGCCAACUUAUUCCGGACUACCUGGGACCGAAUCAAAGCGAUCUUCAUUCAGCCAUAGUAUUCGCGCUGCCACCAUUCAGUUACCAGCUAACCAAACUGGUCCGGCUGCUACCAACGCCAAAAUCAAGCGAAAACUAGAUCAAGUCAAGAACAAGCUGAAGGAAAUGCAAGCAUCCACCCCACCACAUAUCACCACCGCUGCUAAUCAUCAAGCGGCCUGUCGUAUCCAUCCUAGCAACAGCGAUUCUGAUUCGGAACUCAAGCCGUUUCCAUUCGAAUCGGACCGUGAUAUUUCUAAAGCAAAUAGCGCAGACGAAACAUCUAAGGAUGCGGGUGGUGUUGCCGGUCUCGGCAAAAAACUCAUGAAAGAAUGGAAAGAAUUAAACAAGGACAAAGAGGAAAAGGACAAACACAAGAAAGUAUCAGGUCAUCCCAUAUCGCUCGAGAGGAUUGAACUUAUGCGAACCUCUAUCAUGGCUGACAUGCCCAGCAUAAAGCCCUCCUUGCCUCCCCUCACACCUGUACCUCAUGGCUCGUCUAGCCAUGGAAUAAUAAUACCGGAUCGACAUCAGCCCUCUAUCUUGCCCAUCAUUUCUGACCUGUACGAGGAUGAAAAGGAUAGGGAAACGGUACAGAUUUCAUCUCAACAAAAUCAGGCAGGACUAGGAGAAGAACAACGUAAGGCUACAGCACAUCGCAUUAAAAUCUUUUUCGAUAGCGCCAUCUCUAACGUAAAAGAAGAAUUUGAGAAGAAGGAAGAUUCCCACAACAUCGCUAAAAAGGAUAUUGAAAGUGACGACCUGACUGCUCACAGAAAAAAGGACAAAAAACGCAAACUCUUGACCCAAUUUCUUGAUCAUCGGGCUCCUUUGCCUGAAUCCGAUACAAGUUCGGAUAAAGACAAUGUUGAUGCUGAUCACGGAGAAAUGGAAAGUGGAAAUGGAAUGGUUAUAGCUGAGAGACUAGGAAUCGGUUCGAAUCAAUAUGAAGAAGGGCAUAGGGUAUUUUCGCAGCAAGAGGCAGAUGAGGAAAGUUUUAUCAGCGAAAAAUUUAAUCGGUUGCAAAAAAUGAAAAACAAACAAUCAAUCAAACCAUUUUAUCCCUGCAACGAACCAUCUUCCCUUGAACAAUCCCAAUUGCCUUAUCAACCUGCCUUGCACGCUUUUAAGGGCUUGAAAUUCAACAAGAAACACUCCAAGCGUCAUUCCGACGCCGAAAAUAAUAAUCAAAUUCAAGAACCUCAUAUCACCAGGCCAAUAAUUCACGCCAGUCAAUCUUGUCAGGUUAGCCAAGAGCUGCAUGCUAACAAAACCUAUCCAGAGCUCCUGGAUAAAAACAUCCUUAUUCAAGAACAUAAGAAAUCUGUUGAAUCUCCCUCUACUUUCUCCGAGAAUUUGGAAGGCAUUUUUAAGGGCAAUAAAAAAUCAGUCGCUACCUUCGAUAAAAUACCCAAACAAUUGCGUUACAAGAAAAAGAAUAGGAAGAAAAACAAGGAUCAUACUUCCCGGAGCCUGAGUGUAUCGGCUCCUUCUAGUGGGACUGAUUCUAGCGAGGAAACAUUAAACAAAUUGGCCGGUAAGUUGAAGAAGAUGCUCAACGUAUCCUCAUCCCCUGGGGAUUGAAAUUUCGGGUCCUAUUUAUUAAAAUUCCUUUUUAGUAUAAACAGUCUAUUUAUUCCGACCCGCGAUUCAGAGAUAUAUUAUAAACAGCUUGAUUCGGGAAGCUGUUUUUGCUAUUUUGAUUUUUCUCUUAGGUUUUUUUAGAUCAUCUUAAAUAACAAAAAGAUUGAGAGAGAUGCUUGUUGAAAAUUUUGUUAAAAAAUAAUAAUUCCUCAUUUUUAAUGUUUACAGUUAAAGGCUUUAUAAGUUAACAGAUGAU
Gordionus sp. m RMFG-2023 is the source of this 3422-nucleotide messenger RNA. RefSeq lists its product as uncharacterized. Gene Ontology annotation, biological process: protein localization to plasma membrane; phosphatidylinositol phosphate biosynthetic process. The coding region runs from base 62 to 3166 and encodes 1034 amino acids. NCBI's taxonomy places the organism in Eukaryota, Metazoa, Nematomorpha, Gordioida, Chordodea, Parachordodidae. The record is from RefSeq and is a predicted model, not a curated record. The transcript is spliced from 20 exons. Gene Ontology annotation, cellular component: plasma membrane.